Messenger RNA from Drosophila grimshawi, 1946 nucleotides. RefSeq names its product esterase-5B. Bases 130 to 1743 code for a protein of 537 amino acids. NCBI's taxonomy places the organism in Eukaryota, Metazoa, Arthropoda, Insecta, Diptera, Drosophilidae. The record is from RefSeq and is a predicted model, not a curated record. The transcript has 2 exons.
UUGGAGAGAGCAGCUAAUGGAAAUAAUACGAUUAGGGAGCACACACACUGAGUCGAGAAUAGUAAUAAAAAGAAAGCUGAUUGUCUGUGUUUUGAACAGUUCAGUUUGAGACUCGGAGCAGGGCAAGUCAUGAAGGAUAACAUAAUUUUGAUCACUCUGCUCUGCGUCGGCACAGCAUCUGCUUUCACACUCCCGCUGUUAGUGGAACUCCCACAUGGAAAAUUACGUGGUCGCGAUAAUGAAGGGUACUACAGCUACGAAUCGAUACCCUACGCAGAGCCACCUUUGGGAGACCUUCGCUUUGAGGCACCACAGAAAUAUGAUCGCCAAUGGAAUGAAAUCUUUGAUGCCACUAUGCCACCUGUGCGUUGCAUGCAGUGGACUCAGUUUAUCCACCAGGAAGAUAAGCUAACAGGCAGUGAGGAUUGUCUGACAGUCAGCAUCUAUAAGCCGAAGAACUCCAGUCGCACCACAUUUCCUGUUUUGGCCUAUGUACACGGUGGUUGCUUCAUGUUUGGUGGUCAAAUUGAAGACGGGCAUGAGCCAAUCAUGGCAGAGGGAAAUUUAAUUGUAGUGAAGAUCGGCUACCGCUUAGGCCCAUUGGGUUUCCUAAGCACUGGAGACUCCCAGAUUCCGGGCAACAAUGGAUUAAAAGAUCAGCGACUGGCUUUGCAAUGGAUAAAGGAAAACAUUGCCUCCUUCGGUGGGGAGCCUGAAAAUAUAAUGGUAUUUGGUUACUCUGCAGGAGCUGCCGCUGUCCACCUUCAAAUGCUGCAAGAAGACUUUGAGGACUUGGCCAAAGUGGCAGUCACCAUUAGUGGAAAUGCACUGAAUCCUUGGGUUGUUCAAGAAGGUGGACGUCGUCGUGCAUUUGAGAUGGGUCGCAUUGUAGGCUGCGGCUUACUAAGCACUUCCUUGGAUCUAAAAAAUUGCCUCAAAUCAAAAGAUGCUGAACAAAUAGUCACAGCUGUGCGUCAAUUUUUGGUCUUUGGAUAUGUGCCUUUUACUCCAUUUGGGCCAGUGGUUGAGCCCGAAGAUGCCACUAAUCCCAUCAUUACCCAACAUCCCAUUGAAAUCAUCAAAAGUGGAAAAUUUGCACAAGUGCCUUGGUUGAUUUCAAACGCACAGGAGGAUGGAAUUUACAACGCAGCUUCUCUGCUUGCAAGGCAGCCCAAUGGUAAGGAGUUGAUCGAGGAGCUAAACAGCCGUUGGUUUGAGUUGGCACCCCAUUUGUUCUUCUAUCGGGACUCGAUGAAGACAAUUGAGGAAAUGGAUGAGAGAUCUCGUGAACUUCGACAAGAGUAUUUGGGCAAUCAGAGUUUCAGUGUGGAUAACUAUAUCGAUGUGGAGCGCAUAUUUACGGAUAUAUUAUUUGUAAAUGGCACAAAACGAUCAAUAGAUCUGCAUCGCAGAAUUGGAAAGAGUCCAGUGUACGGUUACGUGUAUGACAAUCCAACAGAUCUGGGAAAUUUUUUCUGGUUAGCAAAGCGGAACGAUAUUCAAUCUGGCACAGGACAUGGCGAUGAUUUUUAUCAUAUCUUUGAAAAUGAACUUACUAAACCAUGGCGUCCCGAUGAAAUGUUAAUUUCAAAGAAUUUGAUAAAGAUGCUUGAACAAUUUAUUCAAAGCGACAAUGGGAGCCUUCGUUAUGACAAUUGUGAGUUUCCAGAUAAUGUUGGAAAGGAAAAAAUCCAGCUUCUCUCCAUCAAACGCAGCAGUUGUGGAAUAAUUGAAUUAUCUUAAAUAUUUUGAUUAUAUAAUGUAAUAACAAAAACCACUUUGUAUUAAAAUUUGUCUUCGAUUUAUAUGCUGAUAAACUGGUUUUGAACUUGUUAGCAUUGUAAUUAACGUCUGAUGUCUGAGGCCUAAUUUAUGUAGUUUUUUGGUUAUUGAACCAGAUGGAAAUUAAAUAAAAUAAUUUCGGAUUCGAUUGUUGUCUGAAAGUA